AUGAGUUUGCUGCAGGCCCAGUUUUCAGCAGAUUUGCCUUGUGAGUUGCAGAGCUGGAGGCAGAUGGCAGAAUACUCACCAGAAAUGAGGCAAUUUGCUUGUAUUCUCCACCUCUACCAUGCUAAGGCCUAUGAUUAUCUACGGAAGAUUUUUCCCCUCCCCCAUCCUUACAGCCUGACAAAUUGGCUGUCUAAUAACGAGGCUGCUGCAGGCUUCAGCAACAACAUUUUUCUCCACCUUCAGGCAAAAGUGGAGAGAGGGGAACAGGCCUACUGCUACUGUGCCCUGAUGGUACAAGACGUGUCCCUGCAGAAGCAGCAGGAGUGGGACCCGCAGAUGCAGCGCCUGACAGGCUUUGUUGACUUGGGAGCAGGCGUCCUUGAUGCUGAUGAAGCUCCGCUGGCCUCAGAAGCAAUAAUCCUCAUGGCAGUCGGCAUCUCAAGUCCCUGGACAGCUCCGCUUGGCUACUUCUUUGUGAACAGCACAACUGGCCACUUACUUGCUCAGCUGCUUCAUCAGGCUAUCAGUAAACUGAACAACAUUGGCAUCACAGUGCUGGCUGUGACGUCAGGUGCCACUGCUCGUGGUGCUGAGACCGCCAGAGCUCUGGGGAUCAGGAUAGAUCCUGAAAGGAUUCAGUGCACUUUCCAACAUCCGCCUGGCUCUGCUCACAGGAUCACAUACUUCUUUGAUGUUUGUCACGCACUCCAGCUGAUAAGGAAUGCUCUGCAGUGCUUCCAGAAGAUCGAGUGGCUCAGUGAUAGCGUGCGGUGGCAGCAUGUGGUGGAGCUGGUGGCCUUGCGGGAGCAGAGGGUGUUACAACCAUGCAGUCCCAAGUCAGGUGGACCUGGGAGUAAGGAGAGUUACCACCUGAAGGUCAACCUUGCUACCCCGUUGUUCAGCGAGGGUGUUGCUGAUGCCCUGGAACAUCUCCAGAAGCUGGGCCUGGCCUCAUUCCAGAACUGUAGCGGUACCGUCAAGUUUGUGCGUUUGAUGAGCCGUCUGUGCGACGUAUUUCAUGGCAGAGGUUCCUAUAGAAGGGGACUGAAGGGGCCUUUUCUAGCUGGAAAUUACACCAAAAUAAGCCACCUCUUUAAUGAGGCCAAGAACUUCUUUGUAACCUUAACAGACUCUAUGGGGAGAUACAUUAUUAAGAGCAAACGCAAACUAGGAUUUCUGAGUUUCUUGCUGAAUGCUGAAAGCCUCAAGUGGCUUUACACCAACUACAUGUGUCCAGAAGGUGUUCCUCCUUCCCUCCACCUCCUGACCUAUGCCUUCAGCCUUGACCCGCUGGAGCUGUUUCUCAGGGCCCUCCAGCAAACCUGCAGCAGCAGCGGGAGCCCCACCUGCGCUGCGUUCCAGGCUGCUUAUCAUAAACUGCUGGCCAGCUGCAACCUGGCACCCAGCUCACCACACAGCAGUGACUCGGGCAUUAUGAGCUCCGUGGACAUAUUCCAGUCUCGUAGGAGAGAUCUGACCCUCGGUAGGAUUCGUGCUCAGUAUAACCCAGCUCGUGGGAGGACUGUGACAGGACAGUACCCCUGUUGUGCAGGCUUUCUUUUGUAUGGGUCUGCACUCGGUAAUGCGCUGACGGACCUAUCGCUGCAUGCACAGUGUGUCACCUGCACUGCAGGCUUCGUUGCUGAGCAAUUAGCCUCUGACUUGCAAUGUGAGACUUGUCUCGCUUCCCUCUUUGAGUCAGAUGAGAGCAAGUUAAGAUGCAGGGAGAUGUUAACAGCAGAAAGGGCCCUUCAGACUGUGACUGGCAGCUCAAACCUUGUCUGCAACAGCCACUCGACGGACCCAUCACUGCUGCUGGCCACCUCCCAGGCUCUUCAUGCCCCCGAGGCAUUUUGA
Messenger RNA from Cariama cristata (Red-legged seriema), 1857 nucleotides. It is a transcript of the gene THAP9, whose product is annotated as THAP domain containing 9. Bases 1 to 1857 code for a protein of 618 amino acids. The transcript has 4 exons. Lineage: Eukaryota; Metazoa; Chordata; Aves; Cariamiformes; Cariamidae. The record is from RefSeq and is a predicted model, not a curated record.